CAUAUUCAUUAAUUCACACUUAUGACUUAUCUGAUUCCAAAUUCAUUUUAUACAUAAAAUCUGUGGCAUUUCUGGACACUCAAGCUACGUACAAGAAAAAUAGAUAAAAGAUGGAGUCUUCAAGGUAUGACUGCUCUUGUGACCGGUGGCACUAAAGGAAUCGGAGAAGCUGUGGUGGAGGAACUAUCUAUGAUGGGAGCAAGAGUCCACACAUGUACCAGAGACGAAACUCAGCUUCAAGAACGCUUACGUGAGUGGCAAGAAAAAGGGUUUCGGGUCACCGCUUCUGUCUGCGAAGUUACUUCUCGUGACCAACGAGAGAAACUCAUGGAAACUGUUUCAUCCCUCUUCCAAGGAAAACUCAACAUCCUCAUAUAUUAUGGAAACGCCAUAUAUGUUAAUAACGUGGGUGUACUUCGUGGGAAGCCAACAACAGAAUAUGUGGAAGAAGAUUUCUCUUUCCACAUCUCAACAAAUAUGGAAGCUGCUUUCCAUUUUAGCCAGCUUUCACAUCCUCUCUUAAAGGCUUCAGGAUUUGGAAGCAUCGUCUUUGUUUCCUCUGUUACAGGGAUUGUAUCAGUUGAAUGUGGAUCCAUUUAUAGUCUAACGAAAGGAGCUUUGAAUCAGCUAACGAGGAAUUUGGCAUGUGAAUGGGCAAAAGAAGGCAUAAGAGCCAACGCUGUUGCACCAAAUAUCAUCAAGACUCCUCAGGCCGAAUCUAAUCUCAACAACGUCGGUUUCAAGGAGGGAUUGUUCAGUAGAACUCCACUUGGUCGCGCUGGAGAGCGGAAUGAAGUUGCAUCAUUAGUGGUCUUCUUGUGUCUACCUGCAGCUUCUUAUAUAAUUGGUCAAACCAUUUGUGUUGAUGGAGGUCUCACUGUUAAUGGAUUCUCCUAUAAGCCACAUGCUUAAGAACGGGUCAAACUAUUUGUAUUGAUGGACGUUUCACUGUUAAUGACUUCUCUUAUCAGCAACAUUCUUGGGGAUA
Camelina sativa (false flax) is the source of this 988-nucleotide messenger RNA. The record is from RefSeq and is a predicted model, not a curated record. Lineage: Eukaryota; Viridiplantae; Streptophyta; Magnoliopsida; Brassicales; Brassicaceae.